AUGUGCAUGGCUGCCACCCUCCCCAGGAGGUCCCCAGCCAUAGCCCGGGGCGGCCCUGUGCGGGGCGUGAGGAAGACCGCUGGCCAGGGAGCCACCAGCUACCACGUCCCAUGCGUUCCCCAUAGAUUUCUGCUCUACCUUUGCCCUGACCACAGGAGGUUUGCUGACAGGGCACAGUGGCGGGCUCAUUCCUUCUCCUCACGGGUGCCCAGGCCUGUGCACACACGCGGCACCAUCUGCACCCCACCCCUGGGCCACAGAGGGCCGAGUGCCAGCCAGUCCUCAGCAAGCUGACUCUGUCUCCUGUGUCCACAGGUCUACGCCAUUCUAGUCAGUCAUCCUCCCACCCCCAACGACCACUUCACCCCUACUCCCGUCUCCUACACAGCCGGCUUCUACCGCAUCCCUGUGCUAGGGCUGACCACCCGGAUGUCCAUCUAUUCAGACAAGGUAAGCCUGACCCACACUGGGACCCAGCCAGAAACCUCACCACCUGGCCCCACCCAGUCCCGGGCCUCGGUGUUUGCGAGCUCCAGGUCCGAGCCCGUCUGCAGACCUGCCGAGGAGAGUAAAAAAAGGAACUAUGAAAACCUCGACCAACUGUCCUAUGACAACAAGCGCGGACCCAAGGCUGAAAAGGUUCUGCAGUUUGACCCGGGGACCAAGAACGUGACGGCUCUGCUGAUGGAGGCGCGGGAGCUGGAGGCGCGCGUCAUCAUUCUCUCCGCCAGCGAGGACGACGCUGCCACGGUGUACCGUGCGGCCGCGAUGCUGAACAUGACGGGCUCCGGCUACGUGUGGCUGGUGGGCGAGCGCGAGAUCUCGGGGAACGCCCUGCGCUACGCCCCGGAUGGCAUCAUCGGACUGCAGCUCAUCAACGGCAAGAACGAAUCGGCCCACAUCAGCGACGCGGUGGGUGUGGUGGCCCAGGCGGUGCAUGAGCUGCUGGAGAAGGAGAACAUCACGGACCCGCCCAGGGGCUGCGUGGGCAACACCAACAUCUGGAAGACUGGGCCGCUGUUCAAGAGGGUGCUUAUGUCUUCCAAGUACGCGGAGGGCGUGACUGGCCGCGUGGAGUUCAAUGAGGACGGGGACCGGAAGUUCGCCAACUACAGCAUCAUGAACCUCCAGAAUCGCAAACUGGUGCAAGUGGGCAUCUACAAUGGCACCCAUGUCAUCCCGAAUGACAGGAAGAUCAUCUGGCCAGGGGGAGAGACGGAGAAGCCGCCGGGGUACCAGAUGUCUACCAGGCUAAAGAUCGUGACCAUCCACCAGGAGCCCUUCGUGUACGUGAAGCCCACCAUGAGUGACGGGACGUGCAAGGAGGAGUCCACGGUCAACGGCGACCCGGUCAAGAAGGUCAUCUGCACGGGGCCCAACGACACUUCCCCAGGCAACCCACGACACACCGUGCCUCAGUGUUGCUAUGGCUUCUGCAUUGACCUGCUCAUCAAGCUGGCACGAACCAUGAACUUCACCUACGAGGUGCACCUGGUGGCGGAUGGCAAAUUCGGCACCCAGGAGAGGGUAAACAACAGCAACAAAAAGGAGUGGAAUGGCAUGAUGGGCGAGCUGCUCAGUGGGCAAGCAGACAUGAUUGUGGCACCACUGACCAUCAACAAUGAGCGGGCGCAGUACAUUGAGUUCUCCAAGCCCUUCAAGUACCAGGGCCUGACCAUUCUGGUCAAAAAGGAGAUCCCCAGGAGCACCCUAGACUCGUUCAUGCAGCCCUUUCAGAGCACACUGUGGCUGCUGGUGGGGCUGUCCGUGCACGUGGUGGCUGUGAUGCUGUACCUGCUGGAUCGCUUCAGUCCCUUUGGCCGAUUCAAAGUGAAUAGUGAGGAAGAAGAAGAAGAUGCGCUGACUCUGUCAUCUGCCAUGUGGUUCUCCUGGGGUGUCCUGCUCAACUCUGGCAUUGGAGAAGGUGCGCCCCGGAGCUUCUCGGCGCGCAUCCUGGGCAUGGUGUGGGCCGGCUUCGCCAUGAUCAUCGUGGCCUCUUACACUGCCAACCUGGCUGCCUUCCUGGUGCUAGACAGGCCCGAGGAACGCAUCACAGGCAUCAAUGACCCACGGCUCAGGAACCCCUCCGACAAGUUCAUUUAUGCGACUGUGAAGCAGAGCUCGGUGGACAUCUACUUCCGGCGGCAGGUGGAGCUGAGCACCAUGUACCGGCACAUGGAGAAGCACAACUAUGAGAGCGCCGCAGAGGCCAUCCAGGCCGUGCGGGACAACAAGCUUCACGCCUUCAUCUGGGACUCAGCUGUUCUGGAGUUCGAGGCUUCCCAGAAGUGUGACCUGGUAACCACAGGAGAGCUGUUCUUCCGCUCUGGCUUUGGCAUUGGCAUGCGCAAGGACAGCCCCUGGAAACAAAAUGUCUCCCUGUCCAUACUCAAGUCCCAUGAGAACGGCUUCAUGGAAGACCUGGACAAGACAUGGGUCCGGUACCAGGAAUGCGACUCUCGCAGCAAUGCCCCUGCAACCCUCACUUUUGAGAACAUGGCAGGGGUCUUCAUGCUGGUGGCUGGCGGCAUCGUGGCGGGGAUCUUCCUGAUUUUCAUUGAGAUUGCCUACAAGAGACACAAGGAUGCCCGCAGAAAGCAAAUGCAGCUGGCCUUUGCAGCCGUGAACGUGUGGAGGAAGAACCUGCAGGAUAGAAAGAGUGGUAGAGCAGAGGCUGACCCUAAAAAGAAAGCCACAUUUAGGGCUAUCACCUCCACCCUGGCCUCCAGCUUCAAGAGACGUAGGUCCUCCAAAGACACGAGCACCGGGGGUGGACGCGGCGCUUUGCAAAACCAAAAAGACACAGUGCUGCCGCGACGCGCUAUUGAGAGGGAGGAGGGUCCGCUGCAGCUGUGUUCCCGUCAUAGGGAGAGCUGAGACGCCCCGCCCGCCCUCCUCUGCCCCUCCCCCGCAGACAGACAGACAGACGCGGG
Dipodomys ordii (Ord's kangaroo rat) is the source of this 2933-nucleotide messenger RNA. RefSeq names its product glutamate receptor, ionotropic, N-methyl D-aspartate 1 (gene Grin1). Gene Ontology annotation, molecular function: NMDA glutamate receptor activity. The record is from RefSeq and is a predicted model, not a curated record. The transcript is spliced from 20 exons. Lineage: Eukaryota; Metazoa; Chordata; Mammalia; Rodentia; Heteromyidae. Gene Ontology annotation, cellular component: neuron projection; plasma membrane; synapse. Gene Ontology annotation, biological process: regulation of membrane potential; ionotropic glutamate receptor signaling pathway; monoatomic ion transport.